Stegodyphus dumicola is the source of this 492-nucleotide messenger RNA. RefSeq lists its product as uncharacterized. The record is from RefSeq and is a predicted model, not a curated record. Lineage: Eukaryota; Metazoa; Arthropoda; Arachnida; Araneae; Eresidae.
UGACCGCUUCAGCCAUGAACUGGUUAACAAGCUUCAGUUUUGCUCUUCUUCUUCUCUCGCAGUAUGUUACUGUUGAAAGUAGAAAAGGUCCUAGUUUCGGAAGCCCAUCGAAAAGCCCAUGGACAAACCCCAUCAAGGCAAACGCUUUCAUGAAAUGCUUGAUUCAAAAGAUUGCUCAGUCUCCAGUAUUUCCGCAGCAGGAGAAAGAAGAUAUGGAGUCAAUUGUUGAAACCAUGAUGUCUGCCAUAACUAGCAUGAGCAAUUCUCGCAGUACCUCGAGUGCAACGCUUCAAGCGAUGAAUAUGGCUUUUGCGUCAUCUAUGGCUGAACUGGUGAUUGCGGAAGAUGCUGACAAUCAGGAAGGCAUAGCUGUAAAAACAGAUGCAUUGUCAAAAGCGUUGAAACAGUGCUUCAUGGCAACUAUCGGAUCGGUAAAUAAACAGUUCAUUGCAGAAAUCAAGGACUGAUUGUAAUGUUUGCUAAGGAAGCAAG